AUGAGUUCACAACCAAUUGUAGAUGAAGCAGGAGAUAAACAAAUGAUGGAUGAUAACAAUAAUAGUAAUAAUAACAACGAUAAUAACAAUAACAAUAAUAAUGAACAAGUAGAUGAUGAUUUUCAAUUUGACUUUGAUGAUACAACAAAUACAAAUAAACUUUAUGCAGAUAAAGUAAAAUAUAGAGCUUAUUUAGAUACAAUAUUUCCAUGGGAUAUAUUGUAUGAAUGGUUAACAGCAAGUCAUUCAAGUAGAGGAGAAGAUGAAGUUGUAUACUUUAGCAAGAGAGAGUUUUCAGUUUCGUCAAAGGGUAUCAAUUACAAGACGGGCAAGGAACAAGAGUUUUGGAACCGUCACAAAUCAUUUACAAACAUCGAAGAGUUGAAACCAUUUGCAAUGGGUCGAAUCGAUGAGGUUCGUCAAAAAGCAGAUGUACCCGAGAAACUGGAUAUUGGUGCUGUGUAUAAUCACGAGCCAUCACGUAUGGGUGCAUUUAUGGAUUACCGUCCAGUGUGUCGUGAGUUGGUGUUUGAUAUAGACAGUAACGACUAUGACGAGGUGCGUACCUGUUGCAAGGGUAACACUCUGUGUCCUAAAUGCUGGCGUCUACUAGCAGCAGCUAUCCGUAUGUUGCAAGUUGGUUUACGUGACUCUUUUGGUUUCGAACACUUUAUGCCUAUCUUUUCGGGUGGUCGUGGUGUCCAUCUUUGGGUGUGUGACCCCAACGCUAUGAUGAUGACCGAGGACAUGCGUCGAGCUGUACUCGGCUACUUUAGGUUGUCGGAUCAGUCACCUGUGUCACCCGACGACAUGCACCCCAUCGCCAAAGACCUCUUUGACAAUAUCUUUUUGCCGCUCUUCCAAGACCACCUGCUCGAAGACCAACAGAUCCUGUCCGACGACAAGCAGAUCGAAGCAAUCCGCUCCAUCAUGCCAGCCACUUUCAAAAUCAAGACAGGCGACGCUAAAAAAAAGGUAGAGUUUUCUCCACGCGACAUUAUCAACCAGAUCUUGGACAAGUCAUCACUCACGGUCCAAGAGAAAUGGAAAUCAAUCUACGAUACCUUUGAUAAAAAUAGUGCAUUUGAAUUGAUCUACAAGAUUGUCAUCCAUUUCUCUGCUCCAAGAUUAGAUGAAGCUGUCACUGUUGGUGUUAAUCAUCUUUUAAAAUCCCCUUUUUGUAUUCAUCCAAGAACUCGUAUUAGAUUAUGUGUACCAAUUUCAUUAAAGGAAAUCGAAACAUUUAAUCCAGAUACCGUUCCAACACUCGAACAAUUGACAGAAAAUCCAACCAUCAUCAACAAGUUUAGAUCAAUCUUUAAGAAUUUUGUAAAUAAUUUACGUAAUCAACAAAAAAUGGAUACUGAUGCUUUUUAA
This is a messenger RNA of Cavenderia fasciculata, 1377 nucleotides long. RefSeq names its product DNA polymerase alpha primase subunit. Gene Ontology annotation, biological process: DNA replication, synthesis of primer. The coding region runs from base 1 to 1377 and encodes 458 amino acids. Gene Ontology annotation, cellular component: alpha DNA polymerase:primase complex. NCBI's taxonomy places the organism in Eukaryota, Evosea, Eumycetozoa, Acytosteliales, Cavenderiaceae. The record is from RefSeq and is a predicted model, not a curated record. The transcript has 3 exons.